Messenger RNA from Penicillium taxi, 678 nucleotides. RefSeq lists its product as uncharacterized. Bases 1 to 678 code for a protein of 225 amino acids. NCBI's taxonomy places the organism in Eukaryota, Fungi, Ascomycota, Eurotiomycetes, Eurotiales, Aspergillaceae. The transcript has 2 exons. The record is from RefSeq and is a predicted model, not a curated record.
AUGGAGGUAAUGACAAACCAGCUGAUCAAGGACUUCACGAUUCUGCAAGAAUUUUUCGUUCAGGCAAAUGCCCCUCCUAUCAACCCUGGAGUGCCCCUCAACCCACCACAAGCAACCUCCUCUCAGGCAAAUUCUCAGGAAACCCCCUCUCGCGUGCCCGUCAGUGCAUCUCAAGCACCCGGAACACAAUCUAAAGCCACAAAUACCAAGAAUUCUCAUGCCAAAGAAAAAGAAAAGUCAACAGAAUCAAAUCCAUCGAUGCCGACUGGAGAUACAUUCUGGACUUCUCACUCUGCUUUGAACCCUCGUGGACUCUUUGCUCAAUUUCAAGGCGCAGACAGUCAAUACAUCAAUGCAAACAAAAGUAACCAACGCAAACGACUGCAUGAUAAUGAAAAUGAUUCAAAAUACCCAGAGCCAAAGAAACAGAUGUCGAACAACAAAGGACCUGAUCCAACAUCCAAGCACAAAUUCUUCUUCAGCCCCGUCCCUGUUAUUGAUACAGUUGCCACUUCCGUCGAGACGGAGGAUAUUUCCGAAGAAGUGGAACGACGAAUCCAGAGAACUCGAGAACGACGCCUGAAGGAAGAAUCUGGCCAGGCAGAGAAGCGAAAGCUGGACUCGAGUGAGAGUGCGUCGUCAUUGAUUCUACCCCCGACCAAGAAGAAGCGGACUUAG